Oreochromis niloticus (Nile tilapia) is the source of this 7333-nucleotide messenger RNA. RefSeq lists its product as uncharacterized. NCBI's taxonomy places the organism in Eukaryota, Metazoa, Chordata, Actinopteri, Cichliformes, Cichlidae. The record is from RefSeq and is a predicted model, not a curated record. The transcript has 2 exons. The coding region runs from base 397 to 5277 and encodes 1626 amino acids.
UUAGCUCAUCUUAAAGGGACUCUGUCAAGCAAUGAAAGGGGAAGUGUGGUGGUUUUGGAGUAAAAGUUUAAGUUCAUGUUAUUAGUUGUUUAUGCUAAGUAACUGCAAUUAAGGUACGUUUAAGUUGAUUAUAAGGGUUUUGCUUAUUUUUAAGACUGCAUUAGAUAUUUAAAGGUCACAUUAUAGUAUUUUGUUUGACAUUGAAGGUUAUUUUCUGUUUAACUACAAGUGAAGAAAAAUUUAUUAUUUUGGUUUAAGUGAUGGUGACAUAUAUUUAAGUUGACGCUUUAAAGUAAAGCAAUUUAAGUUCCUAGGUGCUUCAUAAGGUGACCAUUCACGUAUUUAAGUGGACCUAGGUGACUUGAGUGUAGUAUAACACCUUUGACUGUCUGUGACAUGGAGCAAGAAGGCUGUGACACUGAAGCUGUGGAGCAGCAAGAAGCUUUUGAAGAGCAAGAAAGUUUGCAAGAACCAUGCACAAGUAAAGCUCCUAAAGAAGGAAGUUUGAGGAAAAGUCAAAGAGUUAAGAAGUUCACUGAAAGGGGCCAAGCACUACAUGAUGAAAAGGUGAACAAGCUUCAAGCUCGCUUUAAAGUCAGUUAUGAAAGGUGGAAAGUUGUGGCAAAACAAGGCAAAAAAGCACUUGAAGAACCUGUUAGUGCAAAACUUAAAGAGCUUAUUGACCGAGUUGAACAUACCUCGGCAGAAGUGAAACAAGUUUAUGAUGAACUGCGCAAUCAUGAAACUCCUGAUGCAGACACUCGCCGCAGAGUGGACACCUGUGAUGCUGUUUCUCAGAAGAUGAUAAGGCUAACUCAAGAAAAAUUAGCAGCAGAAGAAGACGAAGAACUUUCUGGGAGAUUAGUUCACUGGAGUGAUGUAGGAUCAGCAUUCAAUUCUGCAACCUCGCAAAGAUCUAAGAGUUCAAAUAGCAGGCAAUCAAGAUGCUCAAGUAAGUUGUCUGUAAAGAGGCAAGAAGCAGCUGCAGAGCUUGCGGCUACUGAAGCAACUCUGAAGAUUAUGGAGGAAAUGGAAAGUGAAAGAAAGGCACUUGAAAUCCUUGAAGCAGAGAAUGCUGAGAAACAGAAGGCCUUAGAGCAAAAGCGAAGAGAGCUUGAAAGGCUAGAAACAGUAAAGAAAAUGAAUGCUGCUAAAGCACGUCUGAAAGUGUACAAUGAAGAAGGAAUCUCAGAUGAAGAAAUAUCAGACCUUCUGCACGAAAGGAGUAAACGGAGAAAUGUCACAUCCAAACCGAUGAGUCAGUUUGCACAUUCGCAACUUAAUGCAAAUGCAAUGCCGUUUGAUAUGCCACAAGCCAUCACAAGGUCACAACCAAGAGAAAGCAAACAUGAAGAUAGUACCACAACAUUGGCCCAAGCUCUAGCUGAGUCCAUUCACAUAAGUCGCCUACCAGUACCAGAACCUACAGUCUUCAACGGAGAUCCUCUCAAGUACAAGGAUUGGAAAUUGUCGUUUCAAAUGCUGAUAGACAGAAAGAACAUCCCAGUGAAUGAAAAGAUUUACUAUCUUCACAAGUAUGUUGGAGGACCGGCGAGAAAGGCUGUUGAGAGUUAUUUUCUGUUGGGAACCGAGCGUGCUUAUUACUCAGCAUGGAACACUUUGGAGGAAAGAUAUGGAAGUUCAUUUGUAAUCACCAAAGCUUUCAGAGAUAAGUUGACAUCAUGGCCAAGGAUUGGUAACAAGGAUAGCGUUGAACUUCGCGAAUUUUCAGAUUUUCUCAGAGGAUGUGAAGCAGCCAUGCUUCAGGUUAAAGGUCUUGAAGUUUUGAACGACUGCAAUGAGAAUCAGAGAAUGCUAAGCAAGCUACCUGAUUGGUUGUCAGCGAGAUGGAAUCGAAAGGUCAUUGAAAUUGAAGAGCAAGAUGGUUCUUUCCCAACAUUUAGCCACUUUGUUGACUUCAUUGCGAGAGAGGCCAAGAUUGCGUGCAAUCCUGUAACAUCGCUUCAUGCACUCAAAGCAGGUGACUCAGAGAAAACGAAAUCAUCCAAGACAAGAAGUGUUGGAGCAAAGGUGCUAGUGAGUGCAGCAGAAGAGACGUCCAACACAAAAAAAUGUGUGUUUUGUGAAAACUCAAAUCAUAGCAUUCACACAUGUAGGAAGUUUAUGGACAAGGUCUUGAGUGAAAGAGUCAAGUUUGUGCAAACCAAGGGAUUGUGCUUUGGAUGUCUAGGCUUUGGACACCAAUCAAAGAAAUGUGAAAAGAGAAAGAUGUGUGACACAUGUAAAGGGAAACACCCGACAUGUUUGCAUGAAGAACGAGACAAAUCCUCAAGGACAAGGAAAGAGAAAGAAAGUGUCAAGGAACCACAAAUAAAAGAGAUGGAAGACAGUAAAGAGAGUAGAGAAACCAAACCCAAGGAAGCACCAAGUGAAGCAAUAUCAAACCGUGUGAUUCAAAGUGACAGAAGUAAUCUCACAUCUACGAUCAUUCCAGUUUGGUUAUCUACAACAAGCAAUCCUGAACAUGAGAUUCUUCUCUAUGCUCUUCUUGACAGCCAAAGUGACACGACAUUCGUCUUGAAAGAAAAGGCAGAUGCUCUGGAUGCAGAGAAGAAAUGUGUGCAGUUAAAGCUCUCGACAAUGUCUUCUAAAGAUACUUUAGUACCAAGUCAAAGGUUGUCUGGAUUACAGGUCAGAGGUUUCUAUUCUUCAAGGAGAAUUCCUCUUCCUGUGACAUACACAAGAGAGUUUAUUCCUGCGAAUUUGAGUCAUAUUCCCACACAAAGGACAGCAAGAGCGUGGCCACACUUAGAGCACCUGGCUGAAGAAAUUGCUCCACUGAUUGAAUGUGAAGUAGGCCUGCUCAUUGGUUACAAUUGCUCACAAGUGUUGGUACCCAGAGAAGUUGUGGCAGGAAAAGAUAAUGAACCUUUUGCCCAAAGAACAGACCUUGGCUGGACAAUAGUUGGAGGAACUAAUCCAUGUGUUGACUAUGGGGAUGCCAUAGGAUGUAGCCACAAAAUCAUUGUCAAGGAAGUGACACCCAAUCAGUCAGCUGAGCAGUUGGUCAAAGAAGUGCAAUACAUCUGUCGCACACAAGUCAAAGAGGUGGUCACAUCCGCAGAUGUAAUUAAAGUGCUCGAGUCCGACUUCAAUGAAAGAAAGGUGGAAGACUCACACUUCUCACAAGAAGAUUUAAGGUUCAUCUCCAUAAUGGAAGAAGGAGUGAAGAUGAAAGCAGAUGGACACUGUGAGUUACCUUUGCCAUUUAAGGAAGACAGACCAAGUCUGGCAAACAACCGGAGCUGUGCAGAACACAGACUCAAAUCUUUGAAGAGGAGAUUUGAGAAGGACAACCAAUACCACAAAGACUACACAGAGUUCAUGAAAGAGACUAUAGAGCGUGGUGAUGCAGAAAGAGUUCCCUCUGUAGACCUGGACAAAAGCCCUGCCUGGUACAUUCCACACCAUGGAGUGUAUCAUCCACAAAAGCCUGGCAAAAUAAGAGUGGUGUUUGAUUGUUCAGCGAAGUACGAAGGAGUGUCCUUGAACGACUACCUGCUUACAGGGCCAGAGUUAACCAACUCUCUGGUGGGGGUCCUGUGUCGAUUUCGGAAAGGUCCAGUUGCAGUGAUGUGCGACAUUGAGCGCAUGUUUCAUCAAUUCAGAGUCAGAGAAGAAGAUCAAGAUUACUUUCGCUUCUUGUGGUGGGACAAUGGAGACUUCAACUCUACUCCAUCUGUCUAUCGCAUGCGCGUACACCUGUUUGGAGCUGCUUCUUCCCCUGCCUGUGCGAACUUUGGUCUCAAGUAUAUUGCUGCACAAGGUCAAGGCAAGUUCAGUGAAGCUACCAUAAGGUUCAUUGAGCGAAAUUUUUAUGUGGACGAUGGUCUUAUCAGUUUCCACUCAGAAGAAGAGACAAUUCGUUUGGUGAAGGAAGCCAAGGAACUUUGCAGCACAGGAGGCUUGCGACUUCACAAGUUCGUUUCAAACAGUAAGCAAGUACUUAAUUCGCUGCCGGAAGAAGAUUGUGCAGAAACAGUAAGGAAAGACUUGUCACUGGGCGAGCAACAAAUUGAAAGAGCCCUAGGUGUCAAAUGGUGCAUCGACUCGGAUCAUUUCCAGUUUCGAGUAGUUGUGAACGAGCAGCCACUUUCCAGAAGAGGAGUGUUGUCCACGGUAGCCUCUAUUUACGAUCCACUUGGCUUUGUGGCACCUUUUGUUCUACUUGGGAAGCAGAUACUACAGCAGAUGUGUCGUGAGAAAGCAGAUUGGGACGAACCACUCACAAGCAAUCUGAAGUCACGGUGGGAGUCCUGGUUGUUGGAUCUAAAAAAUCUAGCAGAUGUCAAAAUUGACAGAUGUUACGUGCCAAGAGAUUUUCAACCAGUUCAGAAGUACGAGCUUCACCAUUUCUCAGACGCAAGUGUUUCAGGGUAUGGUGUUUGUACGUACCUGAGAGCUGUCAGUGAAGCAGGACAAGUCCACUGCUCUCUUGUCUUUGCUAAGUCCAGAGUAGCACCCACAAAGGUUACUACGGUGCCAAGAUUGGAGCUGUCUGCAGCAGUUGUAGCAGUGCGGAUUAGUGACAUGCUCAAAGCAGAGUUGGAGCUAGAAGAUGCUCAAGAAUUCUUCUGGACAGAUUCUCAAGUUGUCUUGGGAUAUAUCAACAACGAUGCAAGACGUUUCCAUGUUUUCGUUGCAAAUCGCAUUCAGCGUAUUAAGGAAAGCACUCAACCGAUGCAAUGGAAGUUUGUGGCAUCAGAUCUCAAUCCAGCUGACCAUGCGUCGCGCGGACUGAAGGCCAAAGACCUCAUUACCUCCAACUGGUUUAGCGGUCCAAGUUUUCUUUGGCAAAAGAAACUUCCCCACGGAGAAGUCGAGGUGGGAAAACUUGAUGCAGAGGAUCCAGAAGUACGCAAAGCUGGUGUACUCCAUACAACUACGGAAACAGAUUCUUUGGCAGAACGUUUUCAGAAAUUCUCCAGUUGGUCAAGGUUGGUCAAAGCGAUGGCAAGACUUCUCAGAUUUGUGAAAGAAUACUUAUUGAGCCUACAACAAAGACAAAAGUGGCACAAAACAAACAGAAAUGCAAAGGUCAAUGACAUAGUGAUCGUACAAGAUGACCAAGCAUCAAGAAACGACUGGAAGUUGGCCAAAGUUGUUGCCAUACACCCGAGUGAAGAUGGAUGUAUACGCAAAGUGCAACUGUUAAUGAGUGACUCAUUGUUAGAUGACCAUGGAAAGAGACUGAGUAAACCAGUUCUACUUGACAGACCUAUACACAAGACUGUGACACUAUUAGAAGCAGAUUAGUGUACAUUUCAUAAGUUCAUGGGUGAAAAUCACAAGUGAUUUGGUGGGAGUGUAGCUGCCGUCAAAAGCAACUCUCACAUUUAAGUUCAUUUUAUUGGAUUUAAUGUUGAAACAAUUAGUAGUUGAAAUAGUAAGAAAUAAUAAAUAAAUAGUAAUUCAUGUUCUGUUCAUUAGAUUUAUAUGUUUAAAUGUGUAUUUGUGCUAACUGUGCAAUUAGAUAGGAACCUUUUCUAUCGUUCCGUCUGUUGUUGCUGAGAGGGCAUUUUUCUUGGUGGGCACACUCAGCAAGCUAAUUAAGAGACGAGCCACGAGGUUUGCACGUCUACAGAAAGUUGUGAAGAGUGUUUUGGACUACCCCACGACGUGAGGAUUAAAGUUUUUAUUCCCUUUGAGUGAGGCCAAUGAGUUCUGACGGCAUUGUAUCGGCUGUGGUUGGACGUCAUUACAUGUUAAGGCAUGUCGAAGAAUCCUCCUGUCCGAAAUAAAUGUCAGUUUAAAACCAAAGAACAAGUUGAGCUUUAUUAAGACUCGAGGGGAGUAACAGUCAUACAUACUACUACUACUAACAACAACAAUAAUAAUAAUAACAAUAAUAAUGAUGAUUACAGCUGCGAUACAAUUAUCCUGUGAUUGCUUCACAGAAAGUGUUAAUAACUUAUUUGACUACAAAUACAGUAGUUUACAGUUUGUAGGAAGUUGUAGGAGAUAGCUCAAGUUGAAGAGAAAGUCCAGGAAGAGGAAUGAAGUUUUCGUCAUUUUUUUGUCAGUUUUAGUGUAAUUAAAAUCACAUUGAGCUGUAUGUGGGCUCACAUCUGCUUCUGGAUACAGAUCUUCCUGUAUUUGUUUUUUCUAGACAUUAAUUUCAUUUUCCAUGUUGUGUGUUUGUGAUACAGUUUCCCCUUUUUGUGGCUAAAUAUAUCAGUAGAAUAAAUCCAAAGAAAAUGACACUUUUUGAGGUGGAAUAACUGUAUAUUGUGAUUUAAUGUUCAUUUGCUGAGAUUGUACAAAUGGCAGUGAUAGUAAUAUAGCCCAGUUAUUCUCUGUGACAUUUUUAAUUUUAAAACACAAAAGCUGUUUUUGACUAACUAAAAUAAAUACUCUUUUGUCAUCGAUACAAUGUUUAGUUUAUCUUCAGCUGAAAUUGCCAUUCAAAGUGCAGAGGAGCAUUAUUUUGGAGCCUAUCCCAGUUGUCAGGCCAGGGCAGAGCUAACAUAUACACAGACAAUCAUCCGCACUCAUAUUCACUGAAACCUUUUUAUUCCAUCGAUAUAAUAGUUUUAAUUUAUUCUGUUCUUUGGUUGUUUUUCUUGAAGUUCAGUUAUAAAAGUAUUAAUAUAUAUAUAUAAAAAGAUUUAGCUGUAACAACCAUGAGCUACACCUUAUCAGUUGACAUCUCAUGUGGCAUUUUACUUAUGUUUUCCUCUUUAACAACUGUCAUUUAUCUUCUAGAAAACAAAGUGAAUUAUGAUAAAUAACAUGACUAAUUAUUCAGACAGAAUGAAACCUGCACCUCAGCUCCUGAAAAAUUCCAGCUUUGAAUUUGAAAUGUGGAAGCAAAGUUUCUGCUCUCAUGUUUGCUCUGUUUUGUGUCUUGCAGAAACAGAUCAGAAGUUUCUGGCACCACUUCAGGUCCUUUCUUGGAGACGAGCAUAAGAUGGUCAUAACAAUAAUGUUCUUUGCUUCAGGAUUCUGUUUGUUGAUUUCACCCACCGCCUAUUUAUUAAUAAGUCAUUUUAAUAAUAUUGUUGAAAACAACUCCAACUUUAAGAAAGAGGUAAGUUUAGUUUUAUAGAAGAGAGAGAUUCUCUCUGUCAGGUGAAUAUCUGCAAAUAUACAAACACAAUAAAUCUGAGUCUGUAGAUGACAGUCAGCAAUGCAGCCCCAUUUAAAAACAUUAAGAACAAAUUAAAGUGUGAAUCAGCGACUGCUGCUGUGUGAACUUUUAAUGUGACUCUUUCCUUACUUGUGUAAAAUAUCUGAAUGAUCAGUCAUUACUGCUUUUCUUGAAACCUCAACACAGAAAAAGAAUAAAAGCCACAUGAUGUGAAAUCCAUCA